This is a messenger RNA of Acanthochromis polyacanthus (spiny chromis), 2983 nucleotides long. RefSeq names its product COPI coat complex subunit gamma 2 (gene copg2). The transcript is spliced from 24 exons. The record is from RefSeq and is a predicted model, not a curated record. Gene Ontology annotation, cellular component: COPI vesicle coat; endoplasmic reticulum; Golgi membrane. The coding region runs from base 121 to 2742 and encodes 873 amino acids. NCBI's taxonomy places the organism in Eukaryota, Metazoa, Chordata, Actinopteri, Pomacentridae. Gene Ontology annotation, molecular function: structural molecule activity. Gene Ontology annotation, biological process: endoplasmic reticulum to Golgi vesicle-mediated transport; protein secretion; intracellular protein transport.
UCCGUCGACGUGGACGCUGCAACAGGCAGUCAGUUUUCGUUUUGGCUACGUGGAAGUAGCAUUUUCGGUCCGAGGCUGAGAGCAUCUUAAGCCCUCAUCCUUCUGCUGCACUCCUUCAAAAUGAUUAAAAAAUUUGACAAGAAAGACGAGGAGUCUGGAAGUGGGUCAAACCCUUUCCAGCACCUGGAGAAAAGUGCUGUGUUGCAAGAGGCACGUAUCUUCAAUGAGACCCCCAUCAACCCCAGAAGAUGCCUUCACAUUCUCACCAAGAUUAUCUACCUCCUCAACCAGGGGGAGCAUUUUGGGACCACAGAGGCCACGGAGGCUUUCUUUGCAAUGACCAGGCUCUUUCAGUCCAAUGAUCAAACCCUGAGGAGGAUGUGCUACCUGACUAUCAAAGAGAUGGCUAACAUCUCUGAGGAUGUCAUCAUUGUCACUAGCAGCUUGACCAAAGACAUGACUGGGAAGGAGGAUGUUUACAGAGGACCUGCCAUCAGAGCCCUGUGCAGGAUUACAGAUACCACCAUGCUGCAGGCCAUUGAGAGAUACAUGAAGCAGGCGAUUGUUGACAAGGUGCCCAGUGUGUCCAGUUCAGCUCUGGUCUCCUCACUGCACAUGGUGAAGAUGAGCUACGAUGUGGUGAAGCGUUGGGUGAAUGAAGCUCAGGAGGCUGCGUCCAGUGACAACAUCAUGGUCCAGUACCACGCCCUCGGCCUGUUGUAUCACCUCAGGAAAAAUGACCGGCUUGCCGUAACUAAGAUGCUCAACAAGUUCACCAAGUCUGGUCUCAAGUCUCCCUUCGCCUACUGCAUGCUGAUCCGGAUCGCCAGCAAACUGCUGGAUGAGACUGAGGGAGGUCAUGACAGCCCCUUGUUUGACUUCAUCGAGAGCUGCCUGAGGAACAAGAAUGAGAUGGUGGUGUACGAGGCUGCUUCUGCUAUUGUCCAUAUGCCCAACUGUACUGCCAGGGAGCUGGCCCCCGCUGUGUCAGUGCUGCAGCUGUUCUGCAGCUCUCCUAAAGCAGCCUUGAGAUACGCUGCAGUCAGGACCCUCAAUAAGGUGGCCAUGAAGCAUCCUUCAGCCGUGACUGCCUGCAACUUGGACCUGGAGAACCUGAUCACCGAUUCCAACCGCAGCAUCGCUACACUGGCCAUCACCACUCUGCUGAAGACCGGCAGUGAGAGCAGCGUGGAUCGACUCAUGAAACAGAUCUCCUCUUUUGUCUCUGAGAUCUCGGACGAGUUCAAGGUGGUGGUGGUGCAGGCCAUCAGCGCUCUGUGUCAGAAGUAUCCCAGGAAGCACAGCGUCAUGAUGAACUUCCUGUCCAACAUGCUCAGAGAUGAUGGUGGUUUUGAGUACAAGCGGGCCAUCGUGGACUGCAUUAUCAGCAUCAUUGAGGAGAACCCCGAGAGCAAAGAGACCGGCUUGGCUCACCUGUGCGAGUUCAUCGAGGACUGCGAACACACGGUUCUCGCCACUAAGAUCCUGCACCUGCUGGGCAAAGAGGGUCCACGCACCCCACAGCCCUCCAAGUACAUCCGCUUCAUUUUCAACCGAGUGGUGCUGGAAAGCGAGGCUGUUCGUGCAGCUGCUGUCAGUGCUUUGGCUAAAUUCGGAGCUCAGAAUGAUGAUCUGCUGCCGAGUGUCCUGGUUCUAAUGCAGAGGUGUAUGAUGGACAGCGAUGAUGAGGUACGUGACAGAGCGACUUUCUACAUGAACGUGCUGCAGCAGAAGCAGAAGGCUCUGAAUGCUGCCUACAUCUUCAACGGACUGUCCGUUUCCAUUCCCGGUCUGGAAAAGUCCCUCCACCAGUACACGUUGGAGCCCUCAGAGAAACCUUUUGACAUGAAGAGCGUACCUCUGGCAACCACUCCCAUCACAGAGCCCAAAACCGAAAUCGCCCCCGUUGCUACCAGCAAACUGCCAGAGAAGUUGGCCCGAUCACGCCAGGACAUUUAUCAGGAACAACUAGCGGCCAUCCCAGAGUUCCAGAGUCUCGGCCCGCUCUUCAAGUCUUCUGAACCGGUGCAGCUGACGGAGGCCGAGACGGAAUAUGUCGUUCGCUGCGUCAAACACACCUUCGCCAGACACAUGGUGUUCCAGUUCGACUGCACGAACACGCUGAACGACCAGCUGCUGCAGAAGGUGGUGGUACAGAUGGAGCCAUCAGAGGCAUACGAGGUGAUACACUACAUCCCCGCCCCCAGCCUCCCCUACAGUCAGCCUGGUUCCUGCUACAGCUUGGUCCGCCUGCCUGACGACGACCCCACCGCUGUGUCUUGUACAUUCAGCUGCACAAUGAAGUAUCUCGUGAGAGACUGUGACCCCAACACAGGAGAGCCUGACGAUGACGGCUAUGACGAUGAAUAUGUGUUGGAGGAUCUGGAGGUGACAGUAGCAGACCACAUCCAGAAGAUUUUGAAACCAAACUUUGGAGCAGCGUGGGAUGAAGUAGGAGAUGAGUUUGAAAAGGAAGAGACCUUUGCCCUGGCAUCUGUCCGAACUCUAGACGAGGCGGUGGGUAACAUCAUCAGCUUCCUGGGAAUGCAGCCAUGUGAACGCUCCGAUAAAGUUCCCGAAAACAAGAACUCGCACGUCCUCUUCCUUGCUGGUGUGUUUCGUGGAGGUCACGACGUUCUGGUUCGUGCUCGCCUGGCGCUGGCUGACGGCGUCACCAUGCAGGUGACGGUUCGCAGCAGUGAAGAGACGGUUGUUGACGUCAUCCUCGCCUCCGUGGGCUAAACUUUUCAUCCUACAGCUUUGUGCCAACCACAGCUUUCAUUUCUGCACAACAAACUGAAGCUUCGAAGAUUAAACAUAUACUGCUACUGCGGUUAUUACGUUGACGACAACAAAUGUUUCAUUACUUCUAGACUGUAAACUAAAAAUGAUUUCUUCUCUGUCUUUAUAUUGUCCGCAGACCUCAUGUUUCUUUGAAAAAUUCUGUCAAAUCUACAAUAAAUUCUGACUGUCAAAGAACUUA